AAAUAAUCACAAAAUACAGUAGUAAUUAUGAAUCAAACUCGUGUCUAAAACACGUAUUAUGUAGCAAAAUAGCUAGACCCAAUCAAAAUUAGCCUAUAAAAGAACUUUCCCUUCUAACUUGCUCACCCAUUGUCUUAUCAUUCUUAGUGUUAUUUUCCUCUAGAGCGAGAAACAAGAAAAACCCAAAAAUGGAGAUUAAAAGUAAUAGUAGUCGAAGAAUUCAGAGUAUAACAAUGGUUGCUCCGGUCGUAGUACUACUGCUUUGUGUGGUAUUAACAUCUACUCCUACUGUUUCAGCACAGGGACCAUUACCAGCAGGAGUACCAGCAGAAGCACCAACAGUGAUGGCAGAUUCACCAACGAUGUCUGAUUCAGACGAUUGUUUCUCAAAGGUAUUAAACAUGUCGGAUUGUCUGACUUACGUCGAAACCGGUAGUAAUCUUACUACACCGGACAAAGGUUGUUGUCCUUCAUUUGCCGGUCUUGUGGAAAGUUCUCCGAUAUGUUUGUGUCAACUUCUUGGUAACUCUAGUAGUUUGGGGAUCCAACUUGAUGUCAAUAAAUCCCUAAAUCUUCCUAAAGUCUGCAAAGUUGAAACUCCUCCGGUUAGUUUAUGUGCAACCAUUGGAAUUCCAGUAGGUGGAGGUGCAUCAAGCCCAGGAGGAUCAAUGUCUCCAGGAGGAGCACCAACGGGAUCAAUGGAAGCGAUGGGACCAAUGGCGAUGGGACAUUCACCGGAUACAUCAUUGCCGCCGUCCCCAAAUACUUCUUCGUUCAUUCAAAGCUCUAUCCUGGUUUAUCUCUUCGGAUUAGUUGUUGCAACUAUACUCUGAGAGCAACGAUAAACAUGUUUAUCGUAGAAAUAGAGAAUUUGAUUUCAUUUGUAAUACUAUUGUCCAUUACCAUUAUUCCCUUUCUUCAUAUUAUUUACUGUUAUUUUGUGAUUGCUUAUUGUUGUUGCGUGGUGGCAUUUCAUGUAAUCAAACACUUUUAUAUUUAAAUAAUAGAUAUGUGAAAACCCUUUACAAAUUUAUUGAUGCAAA
Messenger RNA from Papaver somniferum (opium poppy), 1043 nucleotides. RefSeq names its product non-specific lipid transfer protein GPI-anchored 2-like. Lineage: Eukaryota; Viridiplantae; Streptophyta; Magnoliopsida; Ranunculales; Papaveraceae. The transcript is spliced from 3 exons. The record is from RefSeq and is a predicted model, not a curated record. The coding region runs from base 189 to 833 and encodes 214 amino acids.